GGCAGGUGCCUUGCUCCUCCUAGGGAAGGAAGCGGCGGGCAGAGGCGGAGAGGGAAGGCGGGAAGCCAGCCAGAGCCUAGAGGCGGAGUCGCCCGGAGCAGCAGCGGGGCAGGCAGGUGGUGUCAGUCUGGGCUGGAAGUUGGCCGCUCAGGAGCAGCCGGACGGGACCCGGGGAGUGACUGGCUGAGGGGCAGCAGCCGGGGCAGGUGCCGGCUGCCCACGUGUGCGGGAGGCUCGGUCCCGGGGCUGCGGGCGGCUCUCCCGCGGAUCCUAUGUGUCUGGCCCGGGAGCGCUCUCCCGCUGUGCCGCUUCGCGGGGCGCCCUCGGGAUGAGGAACCUGCUGCUCCUGCUCCUCGCCGCCGGCUGGAGCGUGGGGCCGGUGAAUGGCAUCCACCCAGAAUGCAGAUUUCAGUUGGAGAUUCAUAACGAGGAAAUAAGAUGUAUGGAACUUCUAAACAGUGUCAAAAGAGUGGCGUUUAAAGGAUGUGUUGGAGUUUGGGAUAACCUUACUUGCUGGCGCCCUGCUGAAAUUGGAGAGACUGUCACUGUCCCUUGUCCAAAAGUAUUUAGCCACUUUUUCAGCAAACCAGGAAAUAUUAGCAAAAAUUGUACAAGUGACGGAUGGUCAGAGAUAUUUCCAGAUUUCAUAAGCGCUUGUGGUUAUUAUGACAAUGAUGAUGACAGUAAGAUUAAUUUCUAUGUACUAGUGAGGGCAAUCUACACCCUUGGACAUAGUGCAUCUCUGAUUGCUCUAACGACAGGAAGUAUAAUUCUUUGCCUUUUCAGAAAACUUCACUGCACGCGGAACUACAUCCAUCUGAACUUGUUCCUCUCUUUCAUUCUAAGAGCAAUCUCUGUUUUAGUCAAGGAUGAUAUUCUUUAUUCCAAUUCCAACACAGCUCACUGUUCAGAGGAUCAGUCGUCAUGGGUUGGCUGCAAGGCUAGUUUGGUAUUUUUCCAAUAUUGUGUUAUGGCAAACUUUUACUGGCUCUUAGUUGAAGGACUUUACCUCCACAUCCUCCUUGUGGUAAUAUUCUCUCCUAACAGACAUUUCACAGUCUAUCUUCUGAUUGGCUGGGGAAUUCCUACAGUAUUCAUCAUCCUGUGGACAGUGACAAGGAUCUUUUUAGAGGACACAGGUUGCUGGGAUACAAAUGAACACAGUGGUCCUUGGUGGGUUAUACGAUUACCAAUUUUAAUUUCUAUUAUAGUGAAUUUUAUACUUUUCAUUAGUAUUAUAAGAAUUUUACUGCAAAAGUUAAGAUCGCCCGAUGUCGGAGGCAAUGAUCAGUCACAAUACAAGAGACUUGCAAAAUCAACAUUGCUGCUUAUUCCAUUAUUUGGAGUUCACUACAUGGUGUUUGCUGUAUUUCCUAUACGCAUUUCCAGUCACUAUCAGAUAAUUUUUGAGUUAUGUUUGGGAUCUUUUCAGGGGCUGGUUGUUGCAGUCCUGUACUGCUUUUUGAACAGUGAAGUACAAGGUGAGCUGAAAAGGAAAUGGCGGAGUUUGUGUUUGAGCCAGACAGUGGGCCGCGACUACAGACUCCAUAGCUGUUCUAUUUCUCGAAAUGGCUCAGAAAGUGUCUCCCAGCUCCAUCGGAAUUCAGGGGCACAGUCUUUUAUGCAGACAGAGACCACAGUGAUAUAAACCAUGUAGCUCAACCUAAAGACUAUGGGACAUAUCACUGUAUGGAGCUCAAUGUAAUAUUUUCUAAAAUGCACCAUUUAUGCUUUGCUUUUCUACAUAUUGACGUCUGGAGAAUGGCCUGGUGCAGUAAAUCAUGUAACAGAUGGGCAGGCGGCUUUGCAGACAUUUUGGCCUCGAUCCCCAAAGGUAUUUAGCUGCCUAACCCCCAUUGAUUUGAAAGCAGUAGGAGUUAGGCACCUAAAUACCUUUGGAGAUCUGAGCCUUUGUGCUUUUAUUUAUUCCUAUUCACAUUACAUUCUGAUGUUCUCCUGUCAUUUGUACCAGUGGUAACUAUCUAAAUAUAAUUUAUUUUAAUGCUCCA
Messenger RNA from Dermochelys coriacea (leatherback sea turtle), 2009 nucleotides. RefSeq names its product vasoactive intestinal peptide receptor 2 (gene VIPR2). Bases 329 to 1648 code for a protein of 439 amino acids. NCBI's taxonomy places the organism in Eukaryota, Metazoa, Chordata, Testudines, Dermochelyidae. The record is from RefSeq and is a predicted model, not a curated record. Gene Ontology annotation, biological process: adenylate cyclase-modulating G protein-coupled receptor signaling pathway; cell surface receptor signaling pathway. Gene Ontology annotation, cellular component: plasma membrane. Gene Ontology annotation, molecular function: peptide hormone binding; vasoactive intestinal polypeptide receptor activity; G protein-coupled peptide receptor activity. The transcript has 13 exons.